Oryzias latipes (Japanese medaka) is the source of this 1578-nucleotide messenger RNA. Lineage: Eukaryota; Metazoa; Chordata; Actinopteri; Beloniformes; Adrianichthyidae. The record is from RefSeq and is a predicted model, not a curated record.
UCGCUGGUCCUUCUGAAGGAUUUCUCUCAUUCUAAUUCUCUCCUGUUGUUUCCUGCAUGAUGCAGGAUUGCAGAAAGAUUUGGGUUCCUUACUGACAUAAGUUUAAGAAUGCUUACAAAUAUUUAGCCUGAAACAAGUGAUCCUAUAGUCAGAUGACGUUACUUUCUUCUGACUCAACCUCUGUGCAGAAUUUUGGGAGUGCUUGGUGAAUAACCACUGCAGAAGAAACAAAAGUAAAAAUAAUUUGAUGGCUGGAAGCUAAGAUUAAAAAACAAAGUUAUUUUAGUCAAAAUCAAGAACAUUUUUAUUAAACGUAUCUUAGUUAAAUUAGAAUUAAAAUAGAAUUUCUGGUGUUAAUCUUAACUUGUUCUUUAAUGUCUGGACCACUUUCUGAGCUUUUUGAUUAAUGGAAAAAAAACUCCACUCUUUCUUCCAAGAUGGAGAAAUAUUUUGUUUCCUUUUUGUUGAAAAUGAAUCCUUCAAACCGGUUCUGCAGCCUUUUUCCGGUUCUGGAGCCCGGUGUGCAUGCCACUGGACUGAGGUAGGCGUCUCCACCUCCUGCAGACUGCUGUAUAAAGAUGCUGCAGACGCUGCUGCUGCUCCCGCUGGUGUCGGCCUCUCAUCACUUUGGGGGAACCGUGAGCUUCAGCUACAAAGGAACAAAUCCUGAUGGAUCCUUCAAGGUUUCCUUUCGUAACAAGGCCACCUAUGAUGGAUGUCAGUUUAGUCACUACUGGUCCUGCUCCAGAGGGAACUGUGGCUCCACCAACGAAGGGCAAAAAACUGUGAUUGACAGCAGUAGCAAUGCUCCCAUCUACAACAGCCAAUGGUGUGAAACGGAAACAGUGGAAACAAGAACUGUUGGGAGUGACAAACCAUUUGAACUGAGCGAUCAGAGCUGUUGCUGGGUUGCAACACGAAACGGUGUCAAUAACUGGAGACUGAAUACUCUGGUGGAUCUGGGAAGAAGAUCUGACACCGGAAAACCAAACAAUUCACCAGACACUGCCAUUCUUCCCUUCAUGAGAGUUCCUGAAAACUGCCCGCGGUCAUACAAGCUGAUGGCCUUUGAUCCUGACGGUGACAGAGUCCGCUGUCGGUAUGGAAAAUACAAUGACAGAGAGUGUGACGGAUGUGAUCAACCAUCAGGCUUUCACCUUGAUGAGGUUGGUUCAAAAACAGUUUUGUACAAGAAUAUCACAAACACAAGAAGUCGUGCUUUGCCAACUUCAGUUGUGUGGACUUUUCCCCCUUCAGGAUUCCUGCACGUUGCACUAUCAGCAGGGCAGUGCUGACCCAAGAGUCUAUGGCUUUGAGAUGGUGGUAGAAGAUUAUUCCAGACAGCAUAUUGAUCUGUUUUACUCAGACGGAUCAAAGGCCCACAAGCAUCCACUGCUGGCCAGAAGGAAGAGGAGUGUGUUUGUGGAGAGUUCUACACCAUCCCCUCAAAACCAAUCAGAGCCAAUCACACUACCACCAUCCCCAACAUCAGCAGCAAGCCGUUGGAUGUGGCCAACAUCAACCACACCACCAACAACAACAACAACACAAACAACAACAUUACCAACGACAACAACA